AUGUUCAGCCUGUUCCAGUUCCCUAGCCGUCGGCCGACCCCACUGAUGCUCAGCCUGUUCCAGUUCCCAUGCUCUCGACUGCCCUUGCCAACACCCAGCCUGUUCCCGAGCUGUCGACCACCCUUGCCGACACACACCAUUGGCCGCCCUUGCCAACACCAAGCCUGUUUCCGAGCCACUGGCUGCACCUGCCAACACCCUGCCAGAUCUUCAGUAGUCUACCACCCCCGCCAACAUCUUGACAGAUCAGCCGCCUUCACUGACAUCCUGCCAGACCUUGAGCAGUCAGCCAUCUUUGCCGACACCCUGCCAGACCUUCAUCAGUCGGCUGUCUCUGCCGACCCCCUGCCUCUUGGCCGCCCUUCUAAGUGGCUUUGUCGAACCCUCAGCCCUCAAGGCCCUGAGCAUCUCUCAACCUCUAGAGCAGCUCCGCCUACAUCAUCGACCUCCAGAGUGACUCUGCAAACGUUGUCCACCUCCAGAGUGGCUCCGCCCAUCUGUCCUACUGUCUGGUCGACCUCCAGAGCAGCUCCGCUCAUCUGUCCUGCCAUCUGGUCAACUUCCAGAGUGGCUCCACCCAUCUGUCCUGCCUUCAUCUUCUCCCGAGCGGUCCCACCUGUCUGUCCUGGCUACCAGUUGAACCUCCUGAGCGACUCCACCUGUCUUUCCUGUCUUCCAGUCAUGUUUUCCAGCGGUCCAUCUGACGAUCCUUGCUGUGCCCCUGUUCUGUCCUUAGGCUGUCCGCCUGAGCUCCCCUGCCCUGCUCAUCUCCGAUUCCACUCCAGACCUGCUCUCCGUGCCCCAGCUUGCCUCAGCCCCUGGAUCCCGGCUACCAGCCCAAGCCUCAGGUUCCCAGCUUCCAACCCAAGCCCCAAGUUCCCACCUCGCCUAUGUCUGCACUUGAGUUCACCUGCUCUGCCCCACGUAACAGAAUUAGUUUGGUUUAGUAACAAACAGGAAAGCGAAGUUUUGUGUUUCUUGAUUAUAACUGCAGUUCUGUGGCUUUUUCUUGUCUCUGGAGGUUGUAAAGUACUUAAAUUAGACAGAUCAGGGAGCAGUUGUUUUGUGUAUGUGGUGCAUUUGUUUUGUUUUUGUGGCUCACGCACUUCCCAAAAUAUACCCAAAUUACAGGAGGGAAAAGCUUCUGGUUGUGAUUGA
Messenger RNA from Thunnus maccoyii (southern bluefin tuna), 1158 nucleotides. Its product is annotated as proline-rich protein 36-like. Lineage: Eukaryota; Metazoa; Chordata; Actinopteri; Scombriformes; Scombridae. The record is from RefSeq and is a predicted model, not a curated record. The transcript is spliced from 3 exons. The coding region runs from base 1 to 1158 and encodes 385 amino acids.